Molecule: messenger RNA, 3843 nt
Organism: Carcharodon carcharias (great white shark)
Lineage: Eukaryota; Metazoa; Chordata; Chondrichthyes; Lamniformes; Lamnidae
Product: nuclear receptor-interacting protein 3-like
Exons: 9
Coding region: 1-1359 (452 amino acids)
Biological process (GO): proteolysis
Molecular function (GO): aspartic-type endopeptidase activity
Source: RefSeq, a predicted model, not a curated record
AUGCGAUUUAAAGCCCUAACUGCAAGAAAAGAAAACAGCCACGGAAAGAAAAUUGGAAGCGACCCCCGGAAGAAGGCAACUCCCAAUAAAGCACUGGAGGCAACAAAAGACCCCAGAGAGUGGGUGACAGAAAGCCCCACAGAGACGGAGCAAAAAGACCCCAGAGUGAGGGAGGCAGAUGGCCCUUCGGUCAGCAGUGAGGGCUUCCCAUACAUCGACUCUGAUCCCGGUAAACUUGAAGUCUCACUUGCAGACAUCCUUGCAUUACAGACGUGGGUGACCUGUGGGUCUUAUGCCGAUAGCAAGCUUGCCAAAGAGCAAGACCGAUCUACAAGCUCUUUGAAGAUCAUCCCUGUCUUUGUCUUCAAGGGGGCUGAUUUGGUUUACUGUUGGGCUUGUUGCUUACUUGAUUCCUUCAUACAUCCCUCUAACAUCCCUGAAUUCAGCAGCAGAUUAAAUGUGUUGGCUGUGACGUAUGUUGCAGACAGACACCCUGGAGAAAAAAAACCCCAGAGCCAGCGAGCGAGCUGCAGAGAAGAAGCAAAGUGCGAGCGGAGAGGAUUAGGACAGGGCAACAACACGGAAGCACUUACACCGCAAGCUAGAGGGAAAACAGAUGCAGCAGCAAUGUCCGAUCUCAAGAAAAACGAAAUGGAAAUCAGGGACAAAGCUAUCCUGCAUCAGCAGAGGCGUCUAAAGCAAGCCACACAGUUUAUCCAUAAAGAUUCAGCAGAUUUGCUCCCUUUGGAUGGUCUGAAAAGGUUGGGAACAUCGAAAGAUCUGCAACCUCAUAACAUUGUUCAAAGACGGUUACUUGAGAGCAACAUCACAAAAUUGCAUGAGGAUCCAAGGGACACAAGGUCUAUGACUCAAUCACCACUUGCUGAGGAGAUGAAGUCCAGCGUGAACAAGGACACAGCAUGUUCACAGCAAUGGGACACGCUCAGUGUCUACUGCAAGUGCUGUGACCAAGAGAUCAAAGUCACCAUCAACACAGGCUGCCAACAGAACACAAUCUCCACCAGUUGCUUAAACAGAAUAGGUUUAAAGGAAUUGCCUGCAGCGGAGAAUGAAGACUGUGGAGAUAACAGAUUCACACAUACUUCAAAAACAAUGAAGCGUGUGGAGAAAUUAGAAAUCAUGUUGGGGAAAGAGAAAGUAGAGUGUUCAGCUCUGGUUGUAGAUAAUGAGACAUGUGAGCUGUCCCUCGGUCUUCAGACACUGCUGUCUCUCAAAUGUGUGAUUGACUUGGAAAGGGGAGCACUGCUGCUGGGCAAGUCAAAAACACAGCUACCAUUCAUAAAUGAAGAAGAGGAAAAGGAGGAGAAGGAGAAGGAUGAAGAGGAAGAGAAUGAGUGAAAAAGCACACUAUAAUCUAGUGUUUUGAACAAAAAAGCUCACAUGACGGAUUGACACCCUGAGGUUACUCAGUCUUUCUUUUUCUGACCCUUUGUGACUGCUGUAAUCUUUGGCUUGUCUCACAACAGGAGUAAGCUGGCUGAGAUGAGGAGAGGACAAUUAUGUAAACCGCCUCCUUUCCUACCACCAUUCUCUCAAAUCACCAAAAGAUUGUUCCACUUUAGGUUUUUAACUAGUUUUGGGAAUACUAGGCCUGUCCAUUCUGCUUUCUUUUUUGCUGCUCCCGGUUUUAUGUGCUGUGGCAUGAAAGAAACAUUUGCUUUUUUUAAAAAUAGUUUCAGCAACGGGCAACUAAAAUUAAAUUUUAACAAUAGGUCAUUUGAAAGGUUAUUUCCUCUUAUGGCUGUUUUGUGUUGCCCAGUCUAAUUGCGUUAUUGGUUCCAAAUGUUACAACAGCCUACCUGGAUUUGUGAGGAACAAUCGAUCUGAUCUUGUUGAAAAAUAUUGAUGUAACAGUGAGCAGAAAGUCCCUGACAGAAGCAUGUCCUGUAAUGGAAAUAAGUAAUGGCAAAUGUGGAUGUAUUUUUGAACUGAAUUAUUUCUAUACUACAGAGAUUUGCAUCAAUGAAGUUUUAAUUAAGAAAGUAUACUAGAAAAAGAUUCCUCUAAAAUUUUCUAUUUAAAACAAAAAAAACUUUCAGUGCUCAGGUGCAACACCAUUUCUUAAGUAGACAUUGCAACAGCUGCAGCCUGUCAAAAACUUGAGAUGUUGUAUGCUAUUUCCAGCAUCACAACGUUAUCCAGUUCAUCAUAAGGUCAACAGUUUUUCCCUCAGUUCAAUGAUUGGCAGGCGGAUAGAAAUUUUCUGUUUCUAUAACCUUAAACUGUCGUCAGUGUCACAUAAAUAGAGCUCCAACAAAUAAAUUCUUUCACAUUCACUACCAUUAUAAAAAAUUCCAAUAAACUGAAUCCUUUUUAGUUCAUUCAUGCUGUUUAGAAUUCGACUGCACCAAACCUGGCCCCAUUAGUUCCCUUUUUAGGAUUUCAGUGGCCAAAUCUUUUGCCAAUAACCCCAUAUUUGGGUAAUAUUCCAACAGACACAACCUUACCCCACUGUUAAAAUACAUCCAUCAUUCUGACUUCGGAACAACAUAGGAAUAAAGAACCCCAGUCAGCAAACAUGUUACAUUUUUGUGCAGCACAGUGUCUCACUUCAUUCAAAUGAAAAACAGUACAAAAUAUUCUUGACCUUUGUACAUUUUUUCAAUAUUACAGAAGAUGGCAACCAAUAAAAAUAAGAGGGAAAUCCCUUCUCACAUUAGAGCUAUUACCAACAAAUACAUUUUAAAAAUCUGUAUUUUUACUCUUAUACAGUAUUUCUUUUUUCCCGUUACUUAAAUAUUCCUGGACAACAUGAUGUUUAAGCUUGGUAUGGUUAAUUCAACUGUUAGGAGCUGUGCAACUGGUUGACUUCUGGGUGAUUUCCCUCCCUCCCUCUGAAUAAAGUGUCUGAUCUUGGCUUGAGCUCAGCCCUGUGAUGCCAUGUGCAACAAGUUAAAGUGGGGCAGUAUGUUAAGGAUCUGUGUCCCAUUACUUUGUAACAUAGUGUUUUUGUGGCUACUGGAGCUCCCAUUAUGGAAAUCAGAAUUUAAAAGAUUAUUGUUAACAUUUAUCAAACUGCAUGUGGAACAUGAAAAACUCAUUUGAAAAUAUACAUGUUAGUGGUGUAGACUAAUACUGUAGCUAUAUAUAUUUUAAUAGCCUGAACAUUAUUUUACUUGCAAUAUUUAUAAACCAUUUAACCUGGAAGACGAGGUUAAAUAUUCAAGUUUGUCAUGCUCCCUAUAAAUGGGACAGUGUCUCCAUGUUUUUUCAUAGUGAAACCCCAAUUUAUGUAUUAAAUGCAGCUCUUGAAUCUUACUGAAUUGUCACCAUAAUUGUCAAAACCUAUCAAUAACUCACAUGACGUUUCCAAAAUAGCUAGCUAUUUUUCUGCAAAAUCAAAACUAACAAAGCGUUUCCCACUUCCUCGGUAACCUUUGUUUCUUUUAUACAAUAAACAUUGGAAGCAAAGAACUAGAAUUUGAGUUGUGGGGAUGGGGAAAGCUGCAGAAGGGAAAGUAAGUCCAAACUAUUUGUCACUCAUUAAAUUCGUUUCAUAAUAGUAAGUAUUGAAAUUGGAAAAAACGAAAACCAUUCAGAUCGGGGCAAAUCAACAUUCUUGUCAUUUGACUUUGGAGGUACUGCAUGGUAUUUGAUUCUGGUUUGGGUGGUUUGUUUUAUUUUGCAAUACUAUACAAGAUCAAUGUUAUUCAUUCCUGAAUGCUCCACUGCAAAUUGCAUUCUUCCAGAGCAGACAUUCCAGCAUUAUGCGCUCAUUAGCUAAUAAUGUUUAUUGACCAAUGUCUUCCCAACAGUAUUGUAUGUUAUCUUGUCAUUCUGGUGUGCACUUUAUUGUUCACAAUAAACUGGUGUUGUCAAACA